AUGACUCAACAGAAGGUUGAUCAGGAUCCUCGAGUUAUCACCAGUAUGUUACUUGUCUGUAAUACUUGGGCUAGAGUUUUAAUUGAUCGGGGUGCUACACAGUCUUUUGUUUCUUCAUCUUUUGCUCGGGUUAUACCUUCUCAACCUCAGCCACUAGUUUUUGAUAUGCUAAUUCAAAUGAUAAGUGGUGAAUUGUUUUGUGCUCAAUGGCAAUAUCGGAAUUGUCCAGUUAUUGUUGAAGGGGAAAACUUAGAGAUUGACUUAAUUCCUUUCAAACUGGCGGAGUUUGAUGUCAUUCUGGGAAUGGAUUGGUUAUCUAAGCACCAAGAGAAUGUUGCAUGUUGGGAGAAAAUUAUGACGUUCAAUCGACCAGGACUUCCAUCAGUUACAUUUAUGGGUGAACGACGUGUCCUCCCCAAUAGUAUUAUUUCUGCCAUUCGAGCAACUAGGUUGUUGAAUAAGGGUUGUGUAGGGCUUUUAGCCCACGUAGUUGUGAAUGAUGAACCUUCUUUACAUCCAGAAGAGGUGCCAGUUGUAAGGAACUUCAUCGAUGUGUUUCCUGAUGAUUUACUGGGGUUGCCACUUGCGAGGGCAAUUGAGUUUACUAUCGAUUUACUCCCAGGUACAAAUUCUAUUUCCUUGGCACCUUAUCGAAUGGCGCCAGCGGAGUUGAAAGAAUUGAAGAUCCAACUCCAGGAAUUGGUAGACAAAGGUUACAUCCAGCCGAGUACAUCCUCGUGGGGAGCUCCUAUUCUUUUUAUUAGAAAGAAGGAUAGAUCAAUGAGCCUUUGUAUCGAUUAUAGGCAACUGAAUCAGGUGAUGGUAUUUUCCAAAAUUGAUCUUCGAUCGGGUUACCAUCAAUUGAGGAUUUGCGAGGAUGAUGUCCCGAAAAUUGCUUUCCGUACGAGGUAUGGGCAUUAUGAAUUUCGUGUCAUGCCUUUCGGAUUAACAAAUGCACCUGCAACGUUCAUGAAUUUGAUGAACAGAGUCUUUAGACCAUAUCUGGUUUGGUUUGUGAUUGUGUUCAUUGAUGACAUUCUAGUUUAUUUUAGAAGUGUUAAUAAGCACAAGAAGCAUUUGAGACUAAUGCUAGAACAGCUAAGGGAUAACCAGCUUUAUGCCAAGUUCAGUAAGUGCCAGUUUUGGUUAACUCAGUUUAUGUGGGAUGAAAAUUGUGAACAAAGUUUUCAGGAGCUUAAGCGACGUCUCACUCAGGCCCCUGUUCUUGCUCUUCUAGAUUACAGUGGUGAAUUUGAGGUGUAUACUGAUGCUUCUCUAUCAGAUUUUGGGUGUGUACUGAUGCAACAUGGAAAAGUUAUCGCCUAUGCUUCCAGACAACUCAUAACCCAUGAAAGAAAUUAUCCUACUCAUGAUUUAGAGUUAGGAGCAGAGAUGAAUUUGAGACAAAGAAUGUGGAUGGAGCUUAUCAGUGAUUAUGACUGUUCGAUCGAGUACCAUCCUGGGCAUGCUAAUGCCAUGACUGAUGCUCUUAGUCAGAAACAUCACGAGCAGCUUGCAUCACUUCAAGCUGUACACGUUCCAUUACUAUUUUCUCUUCGGGAAACUGGUGUUAAUUUGGAACCAGACAUGGUCAGAGAAGCUCAGGAACUUGAUCCGGAAUGCGCCGAAUUAAAGGAACAAGUGUUGAACGGGGAGAAUGAGAAAUUUGUCAUCCGUAAGGACGGAGCGUUAUUGAAAAGGAACCGUUUGUUCGUGCCUAAAGAUAAUGAAGCUGUUAAAAAAGAAAUUUUGGAUGAGGCUCAUACUUCAGCUUAUGCUAUGCAUCCAGGAAGUACUAAAUUGUAUUGGACCAUUUAUCCUUUCUAUUACUGGGAAGGGAUGAAACAGGACGUAGCAAAGUAUGUGAGUAGAUGUUUAAUCUGUCAACAAGUUAAAACAGACAAACAAAGACCUGGGGGACUAUGCAGAAUCUUUCAAUACCACUUUGGACUGCCUAGAACACCGUCAAGCACUGCUUAUCAUCCACAAACUGAUGGUCAGUCCGAGCAGACGAUUCAGACUUUAGAGGACAUGUUGAGAAUGUCGGUGUUACAGUGGAAAGGUCGACACGGCCGCAACGGUUGCAGCCAAAAAGAAGCCUCAUCCUCCAAAGAAGGCUGCAACUGUUCAAGCUCUCGUGACCUGUCCUACUCCAGUGGCAGCCACUACUGUGCCAGUCACACCGCAAACGGCCUUGCCCAGAGACAGGAAUGGCUAGUAACAUUGCCCCACCCUAAAAAUGCAUCAAAAAGAAGGCAAAGAAAGGGGGAGCGAGAGAUUCUUAUGAUCUCAAGUCAAACCACUGGAGCAACUGCUCAUAUCAUUUCUCACCCUCCUUCUGUCAUCAACGCUUCGGCGAGAGGACUGCAAAAUCCUCCCUUGGAUCAUGCGACUAAAGUUCACCUCACUUUUCCAGCCAUGAUCGAACUAGUUGUCACUCUAUUGGUCGAGGGUCCUGCAGCUCCGGGGCCAGCCAAUUCUCCUGUUAUCGGUCCAAUAGUUACUACCAUGCGGGAUGCGACCACUCUAGCCGAGAAAUGCCUUCCCCCAAAUCCAAAAAAGAAAUCAAUAAUCGUUGUGGAAGAAGAAUUACGACCAUUUUGUUAG
Molecule: messenger RNA, 2607 nt
Organism: Malus domestica (apple)
Lineage: Eukaryota; Viridiplantae; Streptophyta; Magnoliopsida; Rosales; Rosaceae
Source: RefSeq, a predicted model, not a curated record